Molecule: messenger RNA, 11011 nt
Organism: Orussus abietinus
Lineage: Eukaryota; Metazoa; Arthropoda; Insecta; Hymenoptera; Orussidae
Gene: Ten-m
Product: teneurin-m
Exons: 13
Coding region: 48-7742 (2564 amino acids)
Biological process (GO): motor neuron axon guidance
Source: RefSeq, a predicted model, not a curated record
CUCUGCUGGAUCUGGUACCCGGGCAGGGAUUGCUGAAGAGGCCCGCCAUGGAUUACAACGAGUACACCUACUGCUACGGCGGUGGUCGAGGGUGUUUGCUGGACAACGCGGCACCGCGGGGACCGCCCGAUGUGCCACCUCGAAAUCCUACAAUGAGCCGUCUGAACGGAAGACUGCCAGGAAGCCACGCAACCAGCGACCACGAGAGAGACCCUGACCUGGAGCCAUCUUGUCUCGUGCGCACCCCCUCCGGCAACUUCUACAAUAUACCAAAGAUCCCGAAGAAUGAGUACAACAACAAGAACCAGUCCACGGGUAACAGUCCAAUAAAGGUGGAGCUACAGAACAAUAUGGAUAGGGUACCAUUGCCUUACGGUCACGCGCCGUCGAUGAUCCCGAUGAGGAGACAAAGUAUUCGCUGUCACUUCCGCAAGGGGAUCAAAUGGUGCAGCUGGAAGCUGAUCGCCAUCGUCGUGAUAAUGGUAUCACUCUGCCUGACGGCAGCCCUAACCUACGUAGCCGCGUCGAACGUGGUCAACUGGUCUUAUCAAGGAGCUAAGGCAUGCACGGUGUUGGUGAGCAACAACGUGGAGUCCAAGGUCGUCGCCUCGGAGGCGAACAAGACGUCCUCUUCGACGAGCUCUUCAGCUUCCGGACGACCUAGACAGCAGUCCUCGUCGGGAGGUGCAAGGACCUUCCCAGCGAGGUCCUUCCCUCCGGAUGGCACGACUUUUGCUCAAGUCGCCCUCGGCCAGCGACUCAGCAUGGAAAUCCCACCCUAUGGGUACUGGAACAUGCAGUUUUACCAAUCGGAGGCUGCAUACGUUCGUUUUGACUACAGCAUCCCUCGUGGUGCCAGCAUCGGCGUCUACGCACGAAGGAACGCCCUGCCCACGCACACGCAGUACGACCUCCUGGAGGUCCUUAGCGGCUUCAAAGCUCGCACCACCAGGGCCUCACAUCAGCCAUCCAUCAAGAAGGAGGUAACGCAUUACAUGGAGCCCGGCCAUUGGUUCCUCUCUCUGUACAACGACGACGGGGACCCCCAGGAGGUGGCCUUCAUCGCCAUCGUAGCCGAGGACAUGACCCACAACUGCCCCAACGGAUGCAGCGGCAAGGGCGAGUGUCUCCUGGGCCAUUGUCAGUGCAACCCUGGUUUCGGGGGUGAAGAUUGCAGCGAGAGCGUAUGCCCCGUUUUGUGCAGCCAAAGAGGAGAGUAUAUCAAUGGCGAGUGUCAAUGCAACCCCGGGUGGAAGGGAAAAGAGUGCUCUCUUCGACAUGACGAGUGCGAGGUCCCGGACUGCAACGGGCACGGCCACUGCACCAACGGAAAGUGCAACUGCGUCCGCGGGUACAAGGGAAAGUUCUGCGAGGAGGUGGACUGUCCGCACCCCACGUGCUCGGGGCACGGAUUCUGCGCCGAGGGCAGCUGCAUCUGCAAGAAGGGCUGGAAAGGUGCAGACUGCAGCCAGAUGGAUAAGGAGGCCCUGCAGUGCUUGCCCGACUGCACCGGACAUGGCAACUUCGACCUGGAGACGCAGACAUGCCUCUGCGAGCCUCUCUGGUCCGGCGACGACUGCUCCAAAGAACUCUGCGACCUGGACUGCGGCCCCCACGGGCACUGCGUUGAUAACGCCUGCGACUGCAUUACCGGCUGGUCCGGGGAGCUGUGCAACCUGAAGCAAUGCGACCCCAGGUGCAACGAGCACGGCCAGUGCAAAAACGGCACCUGCCUCUGUGUCACAGGUUGGAAUGGGAAGCACUGUACCAUGGAGGGAUGUCCUAAUGCAUGUUCGGGACAUGGCCAGUGUAAGGUCAACGCCGAUGCCCAAUGGGAGUGUCGCUGCUACGACGGCUGGGACGGGAAGGACUGCAGCGUCCUCCUGGAGCAGAACUGCAACGACGGCAGGGACAACGAUAAAGAUGGUCUCGUCGACUGCGCCGACCCCGAGUGCUGCAGCAACCACAUCUGCAGGAGCAGCCAGCUCUGCGUCUCCGCCCCGAAGCCGAUCGACGUGUUGCUGAGGAAGCAGCCGCCCGCCAUAACGGCCUCCUUCUUCGAAAGGAUGAAGUUCCUCAUAGACGAGGGUAGUCUGCAGAACUACGCUCGCCAGGAGACCUUCAACGAAAGCCGUUCAGCCGUGGUCCGAGGUCGCGUGGUGACCUCUCUUGGCACCGGGUUGAUGGGUGUCAGGGUGAGCACCAGCACGCCUCUGGAAGGCUUCACCCUGACGAGAGACGAUGGCUGGUUCGACCUCCUGGUGAACGGUGGAGGAGCCGUGACUCUUCAAUUCGGCAGGUCGCCCUUUAAGCCCCAAAGCCACAUCGUCUUCGUCCCCUGGAACGAGGUCGUCAUCAUCGACAAGAUCAUCAUGAGCACCAUGGACGAGAAGCCCUUGACGCACGUCCCGCACGCAUGCGCGACGCACGACUACGACCUGAUGAAGCCGGUGGUCCUGGCGACCUGGAAGCACGGCUUCCAAGGAGCCUGUCCCGACAAAAGUGCCAUCCUAGCGGAGUCCCAGGUGAUCCAGGAGAGCCUUCAGAUCCCUGGGACAGGCCUGAACCUGGUGUACCACAGCUCAAGAGCCGCAGGAUACCUGUCGACGAUCCAGCUGCAGCUGACCCCCGAGGUCAUUCCUCCAUCCCUGAACCUCAUCCACCUGCGAAUCACCAUCGAGGGCAUCCUCUUCGAGAAGGUCUUCGAAGCCGACCCGGUGAUCAAGUUCACCUACGCCUGGAACCGACUCAACGUCUACCGCCAGAGGGUUUACGGGGUGACCACGGCCAUGGUCAAGGUCGGGUACGAGUACAGCGACUGCAAGGACAUCAUCUGGGACGUGCAGACCACGAAGCUGAGCGGCCACGACAUGUCCAUCUCCGAGGUCGGCGGCUGGAACCUCGACAUCCACCACAGAUACAACUUCCACGAGGGGAUCCUGCAAAAGGGAGAUGGCUCGAACAUUUAUCUUAAGCAUAAGCCCCGGGUCAUCCUGACCACCAUGGGAGAUGGGCAUCAGAGACCGCUGGAGUGCUCCGAUUGCGAUGGACAGGCCUCCAAGCAGAGGCUCCUUGCACCUGUCGCCCUGGCCACCGCACCUGACGGGUCCAUCUUCGUGGGAGACUUCAACCUCGUCCGCAAAAUCCUGGUCGAUGGGACGGUCAGGACUGUGGUCCGCCUUAACGCCACCAGGGUGUCCUACCGGUACCACAUCGCCCUGAGUCCCCUGGACGGAUCGCUCUACAUCUCGGACCCAGAAUCCCACCAGAUCAUCCGCGUAAGAGACACCAGCGACUACUCGGACCCUGACCACAACUGGGAAACGGUGGUCGGUUCCGGGGAACGUUGCCUCCCAGGGGACGAGGCGCACUGUGGGGACGGGGCACUUGCAAGAGACGCGAAACUGGCCUAUCCAAAAGGUGUAGCGGUCUCGGCAGACAACGUCCUGUACUUCGCGGACGGGACCAACAUCAGGAUGGUCGACCGGGACGGGAUCAUCACGACAGUGAUCGGGAACCACAUGCACAAGUCCCACUGGAAGCCGAUCCCCUGCGAGGGCACGUUGAACGUCGAAGAGGUCCACCUGAGGUGGCCGACGGAAUUGGCGAUCAAUCCCCUGGACAACUCGCUGCACAUGAUCGACGACCACAUGGUUCUCCAGCUGGCUCCGGAUGGCAGGGUCAAGGUGGUCGCUGGUCGACCUCUGCACUGUGCAUCGCCGACCUCGACCUUCGACACGGAGCUUGCGACCCACGCUACGCUGGUGAUGCCGCAGAGCAUCGCCUUCGGACCCUCCGGGAACUUGUACAUCGCCGAGAGCGACUCGCAGAGGAUCAACCGGGUCAGGGUGAUCGGUACCGAUGGGAAGAUCUCCCCGUACGCCGGAGCAGAGUCCAAGUGCAAUUGUCUAGAGCGUGGGUGCGACUGCUACGAAGCCGACCAUUACCUGGCGUCGACCUCCAAGUUCAACACCAUAUCGGCCGUCGCGGUUUCCCCGGAUGGGGUGGUCCACAUCGGGGACCAGGCGAAUUACAGGAUCCGCUCGGUGAUGGCCAGCAUCCCCGACGCCAGCGGCGCCAGGGAAUACGAGAUCUACUCGCCGGACACCCAGGAGAUUUACGUGUUCAACAGGUUUGGCCAGCACAUCGCCACGAAGAACAUCCUGACGGGCGAGACCAACUACCUGUUCGCGUACAACGUGAACACGAGCAACGGGAAGCUGAGCACGGUGACCGACGCCGCCGGGAACAAGGUGUUCCUCCUCAGGGACUACUCCAGCCAGGUAAACUCCAUAGAGAACACGAAGGGCCAGAAGUGCCGGCUGAGGAUGUCCAGGAUGAAGAUGCUGCACGAGCUGAGCACGCCGGACAACUACAACGUGACCUUCGACUACCACGGACCCACCGGGUUGCUGAAGACGAAGCUGGACAGUACCGGGAGAAGCUACGUCUACAACUACGACGAGUUUGGGAGACUGACAACGGCGGUUACCCCGACAGGGAAAGUCAUCAGUUUGACGUUUGACCUGAGCCUGAAGGGAGCCACCGUGAAGGUGGGCCAGAACAACCGGAAGCCGGUGUCCAUGCUGAUCAAGGGCUCCUCGGUGGUGACCAAGGUUGGGGAGGCAGAACAAAGGACCAUCGUUCUUGCAGACGGUAGCGUGGAGAGGGUCACACCCUGGACCCACACGGUAAGCACCGACACCAUGCCGUACUCCAUCCUGGCGGAGACGGAGCCUCUUCUGGGUGAGAGCUACCCGGUCCCUGCCAAACAAAGGACCGAGAUCGCUGGAGACCUUGCGAACCGCUUCGAGUGGAGGUACUUCCUGAGGAAGGUGCAAGGUGGGAACAGCAAGAAUCGGGGGAACUCCAAGGCCAUCGCCCAGGUAGGUCGCAAGCUCAGGGUGAACGGCGAGGUCCUCUUGAGUCUGGAGUACGACAGGGAGACCAACACCGUCGCGGUCUUCAUGGACGACCGGGUGGAGCUGCUGAAUGUCACCUAUGACAGGACUGCGAGACCCGUCAAGUGGGGACCCAGGAAUGGCCUCUUCGCCGGGGUCGACCUCGAGUACGACAGGUUCAGCAGGCUCACCAGCUGGACCUGGGGCGACAUCAGCGAGACCUAUGGGUUCGACAGAGCUGGGAGGUUGUACGAGAUCAAGUAUAGCGACGGCACCUCCAUGAUAUACGCCUUUAAGGACAUGUUCAGCAGCUUGCCUCUGAAAGUCACCACACCUAGGGGGAGCGAUUAUCUUCUUCAGUACGACGAGGCGGGGGCGCUGCAGUCGCUCACCACUCCUAGGGGGCACAUCCAUGCGUUCUCUUUGCAGACGUCCCUUGGGUUCUACAAAUAUCAGUACUACUCACCGAUGAACAGGCAUCCUUACGAGAUUCUAUACAACGACGACGGCCAGAUCCUCGCCAAGGUGUAUCCCCAUCAAAGCGGGAAGGUCGCCUACGUCUAUGACCAUACAGGGAAGCUGGAGACCACCCUGGCUGGUCUGUCGUCCAUCCAUUACACCUAUCAGGAAACGUCCAGCCUGGUGCGCAGCAUCGACAUCAAUGAGCCCAACUUCGAAAUGAGGAUCGAGUACAAGUACCACGCUGGAAUAGUAAAGGAUGAGAAGAUCAAGUUCGGUAGCAAAAGUGGAAUGGACAAUGCACAUUACCGGUACCAGUACGACGGGAACGCCAGGAUAUCCGGGAUAGAGGUGGACAUAAACGGGAAGCAGCUCCCCCAACUACGUCUGAAGUACAACCAGAACCUGGGGGUUCUAGAAGGCGUCGGGGACCUGCGGAUCUACAGGAACCUCUUCAACAGAUCGGUCAUGCAAGACAGCAGCAAACAGUUCUUCACGGUGACGGACUACGACGACCACGGCCGGGUGAAGACGGUGCUGAUGAACAUCCGGUCGCUGGACGUCUUCAGGAUGGAGCUGGAGUACGACAACCGGAACCGCAUCAAGCUGAGGAAGCUGACCAUCGGGAAGGAGUCCAUGGAGAAGAAGGAAUGGUCCAGGAUGGACAAGAUCACGUACAACGCCGAUAGCCACGUCCUCGAGGUGGCGGACACCGACAACAAUUGGCAGUACGCCUACGACGAGAAUGGGAACAUCAUUGGGGUGACCGAGCACAACGAGAAGAUCACUCUAGGGUAUGAUAGCGGUGAUAGGGUGGUCCAAUAUGGCGACGUGGAGUUCAAUUCGUACGACGGGAGAGGGUUCGUCGUCAUAAGAGGGGAACACCGGUACCGGUACAACUCCAGGGGUCAGCUGAUCCACGCAUCGGAGCACAAGAAGUUCCAGAUCUGGUACUUCUACGACGACCGAGGUCGGCUGGUCUCCUGGAACGACGACCGGGAGAACAUCACCCAGUUCUUCUACGCUAACCCCAAGACCCCCGACCUGAUCACCCACGUGCACUUCCCGAAGUCGUCGAAGACCUUCAGGUUCCUCUACGACUCCCGGGACUUCCUGAUGACGGUGGAGACCUCGGAGCAGAGGUUCUACGUGGCCACGGAUCAGAACGGCUCCCCGCUGGCGUUGUUCGACACGAAUGGGAACCUCAUCAAGGAGAUGAGGAGGACCCCCUUCGGGAAGAUCAUCAAGGACACUAACCCUGACUUCUACCUGCCCAUCGACUUCCACGGGGGUCUGUUGGACCCCAACACCAAGCUGGUGUACCUGAACAAACGACUCUACGACCCCACCGUCGGCCAAUGGAUGACCCCGGCCUGGGAGCAGAUGGCGAACGAGCUGACGACCCCCACCGACAUCUUCAUCUACCGCUUCAGGAACAACGACCCGGUCAACUCCAAGCAGACCGUCGAGUACAUGACGGAUCUGUCCAGCUGGCUGAAGUUGUACGGAUACGACAUCGGCAGCAUGUUGGGGUCAGAGUACACCAAGGACAUGGUGUACCAGCCCAGCGCUACCAUAACCUCCCCCCAGCUGACCCCAGAAUUUGGAGUCAUGUCCGGUCUCCAGUGUAUAGUCAACAGGGUGCACGAGAAGUUCUCCGACCUGGGUUUCGUGCCGAAGCCGUUGCUGAAGCUAGAGCCUAAGACGAGGAAUUUGCUACCCAGGGUCGCCCACAGAAGGGCCGUCUUUGGGGAGGGCAUCCUAGUGUCCAGGGUCGGAGGCCGAGCGCUGGUCAGCGUCGUCGACGGGGUCAACAGCGUGGUCCAGGACGUGGUGACCUCGGUCUUCAACAACUCCUACUUCCUGCCGCUGCACUUCAGCGUGCACGACCAGGACGUGUUCUAUUUCGUCAAGGACAACGCCCUGAAGAUCAGAGACGACAUGGAGGAGCUGAAGAGGCUGGGGGGCAUGUUCAACGUGUCCACCCAUGAGACCACCGAGCACGGGUCGGGCACCUCGAAGGAGCUGAGACUGCACAACCCCGACGCAGCGGUGGUCAUCAAGUACGGGACCGACCCUGAGCAGGAGAGACACAGGAUCCUGAAGCACGCCCACAAGAGGGCCGUGGAGCGGGCAUGGGAGAUCGAGAAGCAGCUCGUCGUGGCCGGGUUUCAGGGUCGUGGGGAGUGGACCAAGGAGGAGAAGGACGAGCUCAUCAGCAGGGGGAGCAUAGACGGAUACGAGGGCGUGGACAUCCACAGCGUGCACCGGUACCCCCAGCUGGCCGACGACCCUGGGAACGUGGCGUUCACCAGGGACACCAAGAGGAAGAGGCGGAAGAGCGGCAACAGGCGCAACAGGACGCACAGGCACGACUCGUGAUCGCAACGAGCAUGAAGUGCCCUGGGAUCCGACCUUGACCACGUCAGAGACGAAGCCAGGAAGAGGGGAGGCGAGGGGCCCGACCUGGAGGGACGGUGAUGGACUCUUCAAGGCCCAGGUCGGAGCUCGCCCUUCCCCUUCCCUGACCGACAGCCCCGCGCAAGGUCCUCCUCAAGGUCCACGCAGACCUUGAAGUGUCCACGACCGUGAUGUGUCCAGGUGGAGGCCUUGGUGACUUACCGAUCAUGGACUGCCCCCGAGGACGAUCUCCCUCCGUCUCUCCUGGAGAGGUGGGGCCCCCUUCGAGGUCCUCUUCAGGGUCCUCUUCGGGGUCCUCUUCAGGGUCGACUGGACUCAACCUAGCCCGGCAUCGCCUGGAUGACGGAUUCGUGCAUCGCCAACCCCACUCGUCGUCGCCGAAGUGUCGAGCCCCUGCUCGAGGCGAAGAUGGCGAACAUUUUACCUCCUGGUGGACAUUUUGUAAAGUCGUAGUCUAAGCUGACGGAGCCGAUCCUCGAGUUGCUCGCGGACUUAUUUCCUGGUUCCCUCAUCGGGGGGACCUCGAGGCUCGACGAUGACGUUGAUGGGUGCUGGAUGACGCUCUCGUGCUGCCAUUAGAGGAAAAUCGGUCCUUUAGGUCUUCGGAGCGCCUCUUUAAAGAGGGGGUCGCGGCAAAGAGAGCAUUCGGGAGAUAUUUUUAAGGGUGCGUGAUUAGAGACCUACGAGGCGAUGUACAUAGGGCUAAUCGGUCGAUAUACAUAUAAAUACGGAUGGUAUAUAUAUAUUAUAUAUAUUACGUAUAUAUAUUAUACAUAUACACGGUAUAAAUGUAGAUAUAUGACAUUGUAUCGCGAAUGGGCGGCGCACUCUCAAUUCGAACUGUCGAUAAAUGCUUUUUUAUAUGUAUACAACGUUAUCAUCGUAGUAGGGCCAGCGUAUCGUCUAGGAUAAGGUGGAGGCGCGCACUUCAGUGGGCCGACCUCCGGUUCAUCCGACUGUCUAAAACGAAAGUUUCCUAGGGACUCUAGAUCGGCCGAGAAGGGGAGAGAAAAUGGGGAAAAACGGAAAAAACAUGGUGGCGAGGUGUGCGAGGUGAAGUGCUCCCUUGGAUCGAAAUUAUGAACAUUUGAACAAGGCCUACUUUCGCCGGUCGAGAGACGCAUAUACGCGCUAGGAGUUUUGUAUAUAUAUACAUAUUGAUAUUAUAUAUUCAACUAGAGUCAGGUCGACGUUGCGAGAUAUCGGUGCAUGGAGUGGCCAAUAUUUUCCGUGAAAAUUUGAGUCAUCUUGAGUCCUGCUUUACGUGCAAUCAACCAUACGAUAUUUGUAGCAAUCUAUCGCCUGCUGUACGGUGAAACAUGGGUCCUAAUUUAAUGAUAAUCCGUGUUUUAAUCAUUUCUAGACCCGGCCGAGGGACGCGAAAGGAAAAGCGUAAUCGUUAGACCUUUCUUUUUUCAUUCAGUUGUCCCUAUUCUCGAGGUAACACCUGUUGGUCACUCUAUUUACGGGGAAAAAUGUGAUUAGAUAGGAAUUACAAUCGACGAUUAGGCGGGAUUUCCCAAUUACGCUGUCGAGACGCGGAUUUACACGUGAAAAUCCAUUAUCAGGUUGCCAUGUAAUCACAUUCCCUCCGUGCAUGAGACGAGCGACCCUGAAGGAAUGAUAAGGAUAAGUGAGAUUCGUCGAGAGGUACCCAGUAAGAGGCCUCGAGUCCAGGGGGAAUAAUUAUGGGGAACGAGCGGAGGGAGAGGACCGUCAGAGAAGAUAAGAAUAGAGGAGAUGCCCCGCCUAUCUUUCUACUGAAAAUGAAAAAUUAUUUUUUGAAUUGUGUCGUCGAAGUCCUAACUGAGUGUUAAGAGAGGAGAGGAGGUCCCUUGAAACCGAACCUCGGCCUGGGGCUCGAGGGCGCCCCUUCGACCCUGAAGAGGGGGUCCCCGAUGCCGAAGAAGGGGGUUCGGCCCGAAGUAACCGAUAGAAAGUAAACCAAGUAAUAGGGGAUGCUGCGAGCCAACGUGCGCGAGCGGUCGCUCCACCGUUGUGUUCUAAUUAGGUGUAAAACAAGAUACAUAAUCAUACACGCAACUCGUUGAUAAGAAAUAGUCGACGUAACAGGAGGAGGAAGAGGGGCGAGCGGAGGGCAAGAUCGGCCUUGAGGAACGGCGCGACCGACGCAAGACAAACCUGAGGGUGUCACCGAUUUAUCAUAAUUUUUGCGUAAUUUUUCGACGUACUUUUCAUUCAUGAAAUCGCUCCUGAAAUGCGGGAGAUGGACUCGGCCCGUCUCGCGGCCGGUCUUGCGUUGCGCGGGUCAGGGACUCAAGGCCGCCGUAUAGCGAUUUCCGCCGCGUACGCUGUACAUAUCCAUUCUUGUAUAGCUGCACACGCAACACGAAAGCAGGAUGGGAUCCUUCUGUACACCGUCGUCCUGGUGCGUCCUUAAAAAAAAAAGAGGGAAAUGAAAGGGGACGGUCAUUCUACUAAGUGGAGGCGAAAGGGUUCUAAUGAAAUCCUGGGAAAAAUCGUUCACGUCGGGAAUCACCCGGAAGUGGAUCUUUGUAGGGGAUUCCGGAGGGUCCAGGACCUCCCGGGAUUUCCCGGAGGGUUGAACGGAAUUCUGGAAACGGCGACGCAGGACGAGGGGACGUCAGAGAGCAAAAUAGUCUUGUACUCGAGAGUAACUUUACGCUUAAGAAUGCAUUGUUUCCUCGCAGGCGCGUCGUGCGCUCGAAAUCGAUUUUUUAGUUCGUCGAGAAACGCCUCCGGGUCUUUCGCGAAGACAGAGAGAAAGGAAGAGAAAAGAGAGAGUGAGAUAAAUGUGGACGCGUGACAAAGAAAAGCAAUACUUCGUAACUACCGCGUACGUGUCGAGAGCGAAUGGGAGGGAGAGAAAGAGAGGGAGAAAAGUGAGAACGGAGAGAAUGAGAAGAACGAGAGAGCGAAUGAGAGAAAGAGAGACAGCCCGAGCACUAACUAUAAAUGAGUAUAAUAAAGUCGUGUUAACGAUAGUUGGCGAUUUAGAGGGCGAAGAGGAGAUAAGGAGUCUUAGUCAGAGCAAGAGAGUAAGAAGGGAAGGUCUGCUUUGGUCAUUCGUUUCUACCCUGAAGAGCCAAUCGGCCCGGUGUAAAUAAAUUACAUGUAUUCCCCUCUUCGGCGAAUCCAACGGAGAAGGAGUCCCGAAGAAGAGCGGGGAAGCCGAAGAGACCAUGAAGAGGGUUCGCCCUCUUCGGUCGGCAUUUCUUUUCUUUCCGAAUAAAGAAGGGAGAAGGGUA